AGUUGUAUAAAGAAAACAGAUGAGAGCUUUCAUUCCCUGCUAAAAAGAUGUCGUGUCUCCACCAGUGAUUCCCUCCUGUGGGUCUCUUUCCAUGUCUUUUUGAAAUUGGCCUAAUCCAAGACUGAGGUUAUGAAGUCGAUCCUAGAUGGCCUCGCAGAUACCACCUUCCGCACCAUCACAACAGACCUCCUCUAUGUGGGCUCCAAUGACAUUCAGUACGAAGACAUCAAAGGUGACAUGGCAUCCAAAUUAGGGUACUUCCCACAGAAAUUCCCUCUAACUUCCUUUAGGGGAAGUCCCUUCCAAGAAAAGAUGACUGCGGGAGACAACCCCCAGUUAGUCCCAGCUGACCAGGUGAACAUUUCAGAAUUUUACAACAAGUCUCUUUCAUCCUACAAGGAGAAUGAGGAGAAUAUUCAGUGUGGGGAGAACUUCAUGGACAUGGAGUGCUUCAUGAUUCUGAACCCCAGCCAGCAGCUGGCCAUUGCUGUACUGUCCCUCACGCUGGGCACCUUCACAGUUCUGGAGAACCUGCUGGUUCUGUGUGUCAUCCUACACUCCCGCAGCCUUCGCUGCCGGCCUUCAUACCACUUCAUCGGCAGCUUGGCAGUGGCAGACCUCCUGGGCAGUGUCAUUUUUGUCUACAGUUUUGUUGACUUCCAUGUGUUCCACCGCAAAGAUAGCCCCAAUGUGUUUCUGUUCAAGCUAGGCGGGGUCACAGCCUCCUUCACUGCCUCCGUGGGCAGCCUGUUUCUCACUGCCAUCGACAGGUACAUAUCUAUUCACAGGCCCCUGGCCUAUAAGAGGAUCGUCACCAGGCCAAAGGCCGUGGUGGCCUUUUGCCUAAUGUGGACCAUCGCUAUUGUGAUUGCUGUGUUGCCUCUCCUAGGCUGGAACUGCAAGAAACUGCAGUCUGUUUGCUCAGACAUUUUCCCACUCAUUGACGAAACCUACCUGAUGUUCUGGAUUGGGGUCACCAGCGUGCUGCUGCUCUUCAUUGUGUAUGCAUACAUGUACAUUCUUUGGAAGGCUCACAGCCAUGCAGUCCGCAUGAUUCAGCGUGGCACUCAGAAGAGUAUCAUCAUCCACACAUCGGAGGAUGGUAAGGUCCAGGUGACUCGACCCGACCAAGCCCGCAUGGACAUUAGGCUUGCCAAGACCCUGGUCCUGAUCCUCGUGGUUUUAAUCAUCUGCUGGGGCCCUCUGCUUGCGAUCAUGGUGUAUGAUGUCUUUGGGAAGAUGAACAAGCUCAUUAAGACGGUGUUUGCAUUCUGCAGUAUGCUCUGCCUGCUGAAUUCCACCGUGAACCCCAUCAUCUACGCUCUGAGGAGCAAGGACCUGAGACAUGCCUUUCGGAGCAUGUUCCCCUCGUGUGAAGGUACUGCACAGCCUCUUGAUAACAGCAUGGGGGACUCGGACUGUCUGCACAAACACGCCAACAAUGCAGCCAGCGUUCACAGGGCUGCAGAGAGCUGCAUCAAGAGCACAGUUAAGAUUGCCAAGGUGACCAUGUCUGUGUCUACAGACACAUCUGCCGAAGCCCUGUGAGCCUGAUGCCUCCUGGGCAGCAUAGGA
This is a messenger RNA of Chrysochloris asiatica (Cape golden mole), 1575 nucleotides long. RefSeq names its product cannabinoid receptor 1 (brain) (gene CNR1). Gene Ontology annotation, cellular component: membrane. Bases 130 to 1548 code for a protein of 472 amino acids. Gene Ontology annotation, biological process: G protein-coupled receptor signaling pathway. The record is from RefSeq and is a predicted model, not a curated record. The transcript has 2 exons. NCBI's taxonomy places the organism in Eukaryota, Metazoa, Chordata, Mammalia, Afrosoricida, Chrysochloridae. Gene Ontology annotation, molecular function: cannabinoid receptor activity.